Molecule: messenger RNA, 951 nt
Organism: Seminavis robusta
Lineage: Eukaryota; Bacillariophyta; Bacillariophyceae; Naviculales; Naviculaceae
Source: the annotation of a GenBank genome assembly
AUGAUGACAUCAUUGGAGCGCUUGCCACCAAUGACGAAAUGGUGGCUGCAGGUUGUACGAAUAGUCCUUCUCCUUCCUUGUUGCAACACCGCGGCCCACAUCUUGUCAUUGCAGUUUGACGGUUCCUUGCGCCCACCCUCGGAUCCUGGGUUCGCCACUGCUUCCUUGGGUCGGAUUGGUACCGCAGCCGCGGCUCUGUCGCUAAUAGAUCAUGAUGCCUCGGGCCAACAGAAACCAACGAACCCACUUUGGUUGGGGGGCAAGGCGUUGCCUCCGGGUGGCCUCGAGAAUUCGGCCGAGGCGGAGUACGAAGGCCUCUUGAUGGGAUUAGAAAAGGCUGUGGAGUUGGUGGGUGUGUCAACCGUAGUAGUGGACAAGAUAGUUGUGCAAGGGGACUGCAAGACUGUCAUUGAUCAACUCAAAGAAUCCAGUCGACCACGCAAGCUGGAGGCGCACUACAUUCGAGCACAAGAGCACCUAACCCAGCUCCUUGGUGAACAGCAAGGUCCUGUCGUGCUGGAGUAUCAGCACAUUCCACGAAAGCAAAACCAACUGUGCGAUGGAUUGUGUACGGUGAUUCGAUCGAGGAUUAUCGAACCAGCAGCAUGGCAACGGUCCAUGGCCGGCAUGGAUGACGAUCAAGCUGACCUGUCUCGAAGUUUGCAAGACUUGGAGCGGGAAGACUUCCAAGUGGUCGUUCAAGUGGGAGAACAACUGGAGCACGAGAGCAAAACCGUGUGGGCAUCCUCUGCAGCUGGCAAGGACGUUGCUGAAAAGCUGCAAACCUGGGGUGUGGCUUUGCAGAUGCAUCCUCUGCAGCUGGCAAGGACGUUGCUGAAAAGCUGCAAACCUGGGGUGUGGCUUUGCAGAUCCAAGGGUACCGAGGUCAGGCCACACGCAAGAGUCUCAAGUUGGCUGCUGCAAAGGAGCGGAAGAAUCGGUUUCUCCUGA